This is a messenger RNA of Lolium rigidum, 2269 nucleotides long. Its product is annotated as calmodulin-binding protein 60 B-like. The transcript has 8 exons. The record is from RefSeq and is a predicted model, not a curated record. Gene Ontology annotation, molecular function: DNA-binding transcription factor activity; calmodulin binding; sequence-specific DNA binding. Lineage: Eukaryota; Viridiplantae; Streptophyta; Magnoliopsida; Poales; Poaceae. Gene Ontology annotation, biological process: regulation of salicylic acid biosynthetic process. Bases 99 to 1973 code for a protein of 624 amino acids. Gene Ontology annotation, cellular component: nucleus.
UGGUUCCUCCCGGCGAGCCGGAUUCGCAAAGGCAGAAAUCUGACCCGAGUCUCGCUCAAUUCGGUGCAGAUUCGGCGGGCUAGGGUUCCGUGCCGGCGAUGAAGGAGAAGCGCGGGCUCGAAGCACCCGCCGCCGCAGGCGACGGAGGCCCUGACGCUAAGCGGCCGCGGCCCCCGGCUCUGGCUAGUGUUAUUGUUGAAGCACUAAAGGUGGAUAGUCUGCAGAGGCUUUGCUCAUCACUGGAACCAAUUCUCCGUAGAGUGGUUAGUGAAGAAGUGGAGCGUGCCUUGGGAAAACUUGGUUCUGCUGCAAUCACUGGGAGGUCUUCUCCAAAGCGAAUUGAAGGUCCUGGUGGAAGUAAUCUGCAACUCCAGUUCAGGACAAGACUGUCCCUUCCCCUUUUUACCGGAGGAAAAGUUGAAGGGGAGCAGGGUGCCGCAAUUCAUGUUGUUUUGCUCGAUACUGGCACUGGCCGUGUUGUAUCUUCUGGACCAGAGUCGUCUGCCAAGCUUGAUAUUGUUGUUCUAGAAGGUGAUUUCAACAAUGAAGACGAGGAAGGCUGGACAGGGGAAGAAUUCGACAGCCAUGUAGUGAAGGAGCGUGAGGGAAAACGACCUAUUAUAACUGGCGAUAUACAAGUCACAUUGAAAGAAGGUGUUGGCACAAUUGGGGAGUUCACGUUCACGGAUAACUCUAGCUGGAUAAGAAGUAGGAAAUUCAGACUUGGUUUGAAAAUUGCCUCAGGAUUUUGCGAAGGUGUUCGCAUCCGCGAGGCAAAAACUGAAGCUUUCAUGGUUAAGGACCAUAGAGGAGAAUUGUACAAGAAGCACUAUCCACCUGCAUUGAAGGAUGAGGUCUGGAGAUUGGAGAAAAUAGGGAAGGAUGGGUCGUUCCAUAAGAGGCUGAACAAAUCUGGAAUUUUAACAGUUGAAGAAUUCCUUAGGCUUGUUGUUCGGGACCCACAGAAGUUGCGCACUAUCCUCGGAAGUGGUAUGUCCAACAAGAUGUGGGAUGCCCUGGUUGAACAUGCAAAAACUUGUGUCCUAAGUGGAAAAUAUUACAUAUAUUACUCUGAUGAGAACAGAACUGCUGGUGCUAUUUUCAAUGACUUAUAUGCAUUCUGCGGGUUGAUUUCCGGCGAGCAAUUCUAUUCAUCUGAGAGUCUUGAUGAUAGCCAAAAGCUCUUUGCUGAUGCAUUGGUGAAGAAAGCAUAUGACAAUUGGAUGUAUGUCAUUGAAUAUGAUGGUAAAGCUCUCGUGAAUCCUAAAUCGAAGAAAAGGGUUGCAUCAAUUAGUCAAGCUGAGGCUCACGCUCCUCCUCCUCCUCCUCCUGCAUAUGCGCAGCGCAUUUCUUCAACGAGUAUGUCAGGCCCAUCAUCAGCAGGCACAACUGGUUCUAUAGGAUAUGAUGGCAACCAGUCAGCAACACAGUUUUCUCAGCUUCAAAGUACACCCGCCAAUGUUCCCGCACCAUAUGAUGACACCUUUUCAUUUUUGCCGCCUAGCAUGUUGAUGGGCUCUGUCAACCAAGGAGCUGCCAGCGACGCCAUGGGUCUCGAACUGGGCCAGUUGCAACAAGUAAUUUCUCAAGGCCAGUCAAUUCAGCCAGCAAACAUGGGCUACGAUGAUUGGCAUCGAACCCGUGAUAACCAGUAUGCUGAUGACUUCACCGAGGACAUCCGCAUGAAAAGCCACCAGAUGCUGGAGGGCGAAGACAUGCAGCAGCUGCUCAGGGUCUUCAAUAUGGGUGGAGCUUCUAAUGGCUUGGCAGAUGAAACGUUUGCCUUCCAGUCUUACAUGCCAUCCCCAUUGCCAACCAUAGGUUUCGAUGGUGAGCCCAGCCGUCCAUCUGGCAAGGCUGUUGUUGGGUGGCUCAAGAUAAAGGCUGCUAUGAGAUGGGGAAUCUUUGUCAGGAAGAAAGCUGCAGAGAGAAGGGCACAGCUUGUUGAGCUAGAGGAUGAAAGCAUACCUUAGACGACAUGUGCUCACUGUUAGAUGUUACUGUUGAAAUGUGAAAUACCCCCAGCUGCUGCUGCUGCAAACUAGUUCUUUGGUUCACAUUAUUCAACCGAAACUAGCUUCUGUAAAUCUACAGCGGGUAGCUCAGUUAUCUUGUAAAAAGAACGUCCCUGUAUAAUUUCGACAUGGAUUCUCGUUUAACUUUGUACCCGUUUUUUGGUUAAAUUCGUGCAGACUAUUACUGUAGAAAACGAUGUGAAUUAAUGUGAAACAGCGUUACGCUGAUAUGGCUAGAAAUCUUUUGUGGUCCA